Messenger RNA from Lactuca saligna, 570 nucleotides. The record is from the annotation of a GenBank genome assembly. Lineage: Eukaryota; Viridiplantae; Streptophyta; Magnoliopsida; Asterales; Asteraceae.
AUGAAUCGGGGUAUAGUACCAGACGCUGCUGAGAACUUGACAAAUAUGUGCCGAUGGAAAAACUCAGGCAUCGAGUAUUUUUUCAACUACAUAAAAAUUUGUCCUCUUCACUACGUAUUCUGUGAUGACCUGGAGCCCUUCUAUCCUACACAAAUGGUCAUUCUAGGGUUGUUGUCACUACGGCUUCUAUUUUACUGGAUCUACAUCUUCCUCAAUUGGAUCAUUAUUUUGAUGUCCCCUCUGAAGCCAAAUGUAGAUCUAUUCAUCAACACUUGGGCUAUGAUUUCACUAUUCAGGGUAUUCGUCAACACCCCUCCUGUAUAUCCUCGGGAUGAUGAUGCCAAAAAGGAGGAGAUUGAUCAAGAUAUGAUAAUUACUGUCACUCAAUCCAAGAAAAAGAAAGGCUUCCUUCUUAGGGGAGCUAAUGAUGCUGAAGCUGGUAGUUCCUCAGCCCCCCGUAGUUUCUCAGUUCCUUCUCCUACCAUGAAAAGAAAUAUGACAGUUAAUUUGGAAGAUUUAUCUGAGCAAUGUAGAAUUCUGUUAGAAGAAGUCAGGGAAAUCAUGUUGUAA